Neocloeon triangulifer is the source of this 2286-nucleotide messenger RNA. It is a transcript of the gene GlyRS, whose product is annotated as glycine--tRNA ligase. Gene Ontology annotation, biological process: mitochondrial glycyl-tRNA aminoacylation. The record is from RefSeq and is a predicted model, not a curated record. Gene Ontology annotation, cellular component: cytoplasm; mitochondrion. The transcript is spliced from 14 exons. The coding region runs from base 39 to 2240 and encodes 733 amino acids. Gene Ontology annotation, molecular function: ATP binding; glycine-tRNA ligase activity. NCBI's taxonomy places the organism in Eukaryota, Metazoa, Arthropoda, Insecta, Ephemeroptera, Baetidae.
GGGGAUUUUGACUGGGAGACAGAACUAGCUGAUGCGGCAUGCGAUUAUUGACACGACUGCUGAGCAGUGCGAUCGCCACUAAAUCGGCAAAUUUAGCUUUCAGGAAGUCCUGUUUCAGCACAAAACCACCCAGCGUGCCCGCGUGGGGCUCUAAAAAGAGCAACCGUUCUGUGAAGUUAAACUUCCCACUAUCCAUAAUGGCAGAUCCGAAAACAGAGGAGAUUUUGGCACCUUUCCGGGCUUCCGUCAAAGAGCAGGGCGAUAUUGUACGGUCAUUGAAGGAGAGCGGUGCACCUGAACUUGAUGUGAAAAAGGCUGUCGCUGAGCUCAAGUUGAGGAAGAAGAAGCUCGAAGACAAAGAACUUGCGUUGGCUCCUGCUUCAGCCUCAUUUGAUCGAGCAAAGAUGGAAGAUCUCCUUAAAAGAAGAUUUUUUUAUGAUCAAUCAUUUGCAAUUUAUGGUGGUAUAACUGGCCAGUUUGACUUUGGACCUAUGGGGUGUGCCUUCAAAACCAACAUUCUGAAUUUGUGGAGAAAAUUCUUUGUUUUAGAAGAGCAGAUGUUGGAAGUGGACUGCUCGAUUUUGACCCCAGAACCUGUUCUCAAAGCCUCUGGACAUGUUGAUCGUUUUGCAGACCUUAUGGUGAAAGACCUGAAAACUGGAGAAUGCUUCCGUCUGGAUCAUCUCAUUAAAGCGCACUUGGAGAAGGUGGCUGCCGAGAAAAAGACAUCGGUAGAAACUAAGGCAUUGUGCGAAGACAUUAUCGUCAAACUUGACGGAAUGAAUAAAGACGAGAUGAAUGGUGUCUUGCAAAAGUUCAAUAUCAAGUCUCCAUUAACUGGGAACGAUUUGACUGAACCCAUUGAGUUUAACUUGAUGUUUGGAACCCAAAUUGGACCGUCUGGGCUGAUUAAAGGUUUUUUGCGUCCAGAGACUGCCCAAGGCAUAUUUGUCAACUUCAAACGCCUGCUGGAGUUCAAUCAAGGGCAUCUUCCAUUUGCUGCUGCACAAAUUGGCAACUCGUUCAGAAACGAGAUUUCACCUCGAUCAGGGCUCAUAAGAGUCAGAGAGUUUACUAUGGCUGAAAUUGAACAUUUCUGUGACCCUAACAACAAGAGUCAUCCAAAGUUUGAGACGAUCAAAGAUACCAAAAUGCUAUUUUACUCUGCUUGCUCUCAAAUGGAUGGUAAACCAGCCGAACACCACACCAUAGGAGACGCUGUAGCUACUGGCUUGGUUGCUAACGAAACCUUGGGCUAUUUCAUGGCCAGGAUCCACCUCUUCAUGGUAAAGGUGGGGGUUGAUCCACUGAAAUUGCGCUUCAGGCAACACAUGGGCAAUGAGAUGGCUCACUAUGCUUGCGACUGCUGGGAUGCCGAGUGCCUUACAUCUUAUGGUUGGAUUGAGUGUGUUGGAUGCGCAGAUCGCUCAGCGUAUGACUUGACUCAGCAUACAAAAGCCACUGGCGUAAAGCUUGUGGCUGAGAAGAAGCUGAAAGAACCGAAAGUGGUUGAUGUUGUUGAACCAAAUAUCAACCAAGGUUUGGUUGGAAAAACUUACAAAAAGGACGCCAAACUGAUCGUCGAAGUGCUCAACCGACUUGACACUGAAGGCCUUCAUCAACUUGAGGAAGCCCUCGAUUCAGAUGGUGAGUACCUAAUUGAUGCUGGAGGAAACUCCUUCAAAAUCACAAAGGACAUGGUGAAAAUCAAGAAAGGCCAAAAAACAGUUCACACGGAAGAGGUUGUGCCAAAUGUAAUUGAACCAUCCUUUGGCAUUGGACGUAUCAUGUACUCGGUGUUUGAGCAUAACUUCCGCAUGAGAGAGGGAGAUGAGCAGAGAACCUUUUUCUCUCUUCCCCCGCAAGUUUCUCCUAUCAAAUGCUCCGUCUUACCUCUAAGCAACAAGCCAGAGUUCAAUGUUUUUGUCCGCAAGCUUUCUCAAGAGCUAACAUCUUAUGAUGUGUCUAACCGUGUUGACGACUCAUCUGGCUCCAUUGGUCGCCGCUAUGCUCGCACUGAUGAAAUUGCCAUCCCAUUUGGCAUCACCGUCGAUUUUGAUUCCUUGAAAGAGCCUCACUCAGCCACUUUGAGAGACAGGGAUUCGAUGAGUCAAGUCAGGAUUCCACUUGAUGACUUGUCCAGAGUUGUGAGCGAUCUAACCUUUGAAAGAAUCCAAUGGACAGACGUUGCUGCUAAAUAUCCUAAAUUUGAGCAGCAAGAAGCAACAAGAGAAGCCUAAGUCAACUGUUACUGUUGCUUGGACAAAUAAAUUAUUAAUUGCAAAA